CCUGCUCCUUUGUUCUUUCUGCCUUGCACAUUCCAGACCCCAAACAAUUUGAAACCAUGAAGUGGGUAACAAUAAUUUCUUUGAUUUUCUUGUUAAGUUUUACUGAAUCAAAACACCUGCUCAGAAGAUCACGGGAUGUAGGGCCCAGUAACUCCAUCGGGCACUGCUACAGUGAAAUACCAGAGGAGUCUUUCCAAGACGUCGCCCUAAUCUCAUUUGUUCACUAUGUACCGAAGAUCACAUUUGAAGAUGCAGAAAAACUAUCAAAAGACAUCACAGAGCUUGGAAAGAAAUGUGCCGCUGAUGAGCACGCCGUCCCGGAAUGUGCAAAAUCUACUGAUAGUCUUAUUCUGGAAGAGCUUUGUCAUGAACAAAAUAUUGCUGAACGUUAUGAAUUUUCUGAGUGUUGUGGUAAAGUUGAUCAGGAAAGACAUGAAUGUUUGUUGUCCCAUAAAAAUGCAACUUCAGAAUCCAUUACCCCAUAUCAACGACCAGAUGCUGAAUCAAGCUGCAAAGCAUUUCAGGACGACAGACAUGGAUUUCAUCAACAUUACAUGUUUAAGUUGGCCAAGAAGAUCAAAAAUGCAAAUUUCCUCACCCUCCAUCAUGCAGCUCCCAAGUUUGAAGAGGUUAUGGUGACCUGCUGCCAAGCAGAGGACAAGGAUGCCUGUUUCACUGAAAAGGCAACACCUGUAAAAGAUGAAGUGAAACUAUUUGUUUUGGUGGAGAAGCAGAACUGUUUCCUCUUGAAGAAGUUUGGACCAAAACACCUGCAAACACUGAAACUUGUUCAGGCAGCCCAGAAAUUCCCCAAGGUUGUCCAUAUUCAUGAAGAGCGCUGCUACACGCGGUGGAGAGUUACUACGACACAGAUAGCACUGACAAAGUUCAUCUGUGGACACCAAGACGUUAUAUCUCCUAAAGUGAGCGAGUGCUGCAAGAGGCCGCUGCUGGAGAGACCAUACUGCCUUGUGACCAUGGACAAUGACGACCCACCUGCAGAUUUGUCUCCAGCAGUCCAGGAGUUUGGGGAUAGCAGAGAAAUGUGCCGGCACUAUGCGGAGAACCAGGAUGACCACAUGGAAGGGGUUUUGUACGAGUAUUCGCGGAGACACCCAGAACUCUCACCACAGUUGCUGAACAGAUUUGGGACAAAGUAUCAGGAGAUGUUGGACAAGUGCUGCAAAAUUGAGAGUACCGAGGAGUGCGUCAGCAAAGAGAAACCUGACCUCAACAAAACCUUUGCCGAUGCCAUGGAAGUGAUAAGGACCAACUGUGAACUUUAUGCAAGCCUGGGAGACUACAAGUUCAAAAAUGCGCUUCUUGUUCGCUACACCAAGAAAGCCCCACAGCUGUCCUUUGAGAAACUGGACCAGUACGCAGAACAACUGCGUGCCGUUGCUGCCAAAUGUUGCCAACUGGGGGAGGAUAAGAAGCUGGUCUGUGCUGAAGGAUAUACGGACCUUGUGCUGGGGAGCGUGUGCCUGGAACAUCAAGAACACCCCAUAAACUCCCAAAUCUGCCAGUGCUGCAGUAACAACUAUGCUUUCCGACGGGAAUGCUUCAGUGCCAUAGAAGUCGAUGACGGAUACGCCCCCGCCCCCUGCGCUCCAGAAAUGUUCUCCUUCCAUGAAGAUUUGUGCACAGCCAAUGCUGACGCGGAAAAAAGGAAGCCCAGGUUGCUCGUCAACUUGGUUAAAUGCAAGCCAACCAUCACAGGGGAACAACUGAAGGCUAUCAUCACCGAUUUUUAUGGAUUAGUGGGCAAAUGCUGCCAAGCUGAAAACCACGAGCAAUGCUUUCAAGAAGAGGGUCCAAAACUGAUUGAACGGGCUCAAGCUGCAUUGAACUGAAAAGUUGUGCAACGGAAGACACUGUGUGGGAGCAAAGCCCAGCGGGCGCCGUCGCUCUCCCGUACGUAUCCAUUUCCUGAUUCAAAGGGAAUGAAGUUAUUAUUGCUGUAACCAUCUCUCAUGAUAAUGAAUAAAGCUUUUAAGAUAAAA
Messenger RNA from Sphaerodactylus townsendi, 2003 nucleotides. Its product is annotated as albumin-like. Lineage: Eukaryota; Metazoa; Chordata; Lepidosauria; Squamata; Sphaerodactylidae. Gene Ontology annotation, cellular component: cytoplasm; blood microparticle. The record is from RefSeq and is a predicted model, not a curated record. The coding region runs from base 57 to 1853 and encodes 598 amino acids. The transcript has 16 exons. Gene Ontology annotation, biological process: transport.